Gigantopelta aegis is the source of this 852-nucleotide messenger RNA. Its product is annotated as histone-lysine N-methyltransferase SUV39H2-like. Gene Ontology annotation, cellular component: nucleus. The record is from RefSeq and is a predicted model, not a curated record. Gene Ontology annotation, molecular function: protein binding; zinc ion binding; histone H3K9 methyltransferase activity. Lineage: Eukaryota; Metazoa; Mollusca; Gastropoda; Neomphalida; Peltospiridae.
AUGCUGAGUGAGUCAGUGAAAAAGCAGAGAAUCACUUCAUCAGACAAUUCUUUAGUAAAACAUAUUCCAUGUAAUCAUCUUAAUAGUGCAUCCCUGUUACCAUGGGAGGGUAGAAGUCCACAGGAAAAUUUGAACAAGAAAAGAGGCACGGAAGGAGCCAUUUUAGUUGAAAACGUGAUCGACAGAGCUGUUCCUCCUCAAAAUUUCCAUUACAUUACAUCCAGUAUACCUAGAGAAGGCGUUCCUGAUGCAAUACCCACGGCUUUAGUUGGUUGUGACUGUAGACAGUGCAGUGAUUCAAAUUUUUGUUGUCCUCACAUGGCUGGACAUAAACCAGCCUACACCAAAGCAGGAAAAAUCAGAGCUGACAAAGGCAGUCCUAUAUAUGAAUGCAAUUUGAUGUGCAUGUGUGAACUUGAUUGCGUCAAUAGAGUGGUACAAAGAGGACGAUGUUUUCCGGUGUGUAUUUUUCGAACUCCUGACCGUGGUUGGGGUGUUAAAACUUGCAUGGCUCUUAAAAAAGGUACUUUUGUGACGGAAUAUGUUGGAGAAAUACUUACCGCUGAAGAAGCUGAGAGGAGAGGGCAAGAGUAUGACAAAAUAGGAUCUAAUUAUUUGUUUGACUUAGAUUUUGUUGAGGACCAGUCUAUGUUCACUAUUGAUGCUACCUAUUAUGGCAAUAUAUCACAUUUUUUCAAUCAUUCGUGUGAUCCUAACCUUCAAGUCUAUUCGGUUUGGAUCAAUACAUUAGCACGUCUACCUCACUUGGCUUUAUUUGCUACUCGUGAUAUUGCUAAAGAUGAAGAACUGACAUUUGAUUAUCAAAAUGGGUCACAACAUGUCAGCUACUAA